Messenger RNA from Cuculus canorus (common cuckoo), 383 nucleotides. RefSeq names its product vasodilator-stimulated phosphoprotein-like. Bases 109 to 339 code for a protein of 76 amino acids. Lineage: Eukaryota; Metazoa; Chordata; Aves; Cuculiformes; Cuculidae. The transcript has 2 exons. The record is from RefSeq and is a predicted model, not a curated record.
UCCCUCCGCCGCUGAGCCGUGUGUGUGUGUGAGCGUGUGUGUGUGUGUGUCCGUGUGUGUGUGCGUGCGCGGAGGCGAUGCUGCAGCUCGGCGGGGCCCCGCCGCUCCAUGGCGCGGCCGCCGCCGCCGCCGCUGCCUCCUCCUCCUCCUCCUCGCUCCCUCGCUGCCCCUGAGCAGCGGAGCGGAGCCGCGGAGCCGGGCAGGGCGGCGAACCCCAGCCCCGCUCCGCCAUGCCCCGCGAGCAGGCGGCCUGAGAGCCGAGGCAUUACCGAGACCGCCGCGCCGGGGCUGGGCUCCCUGCACCGCACCAUGGACGCCUUAUUUUUGAAAACCAUCUGAUUUUUUGGGGAGGAGGAGGAGGAGGAGGAGAAGAAGAAGAAGGG